Schistocerca gregaria is the source of this 2841-nucleotide messenger RNA. It is a transcript of the gene Arpc3A, whose product is annotated as actin-related protein 2/3 complex subunit 3. Gene Ontology annotation, cellular component: cytoskeleton; Arp2/3 protein complex. The record is from RefSeq and is a predicted model, not a curated record. The coding region runs from base 105 to 638 and encodes 177 amino acids. NCBI's taxonomy places the organism in Eukaryota, Metazoa, Arthropoda, Insecta, Orthoptera, Acrididae. Gene Ontology annotation, molecular function: actin filament binding. Gene Ontology annotation, biological process: Arp2/3 complex-mediated actin nucleation; regulation of actin filament polymerization. The transcript has 4 exons.
CAAAGAUCAUCAAUAUAGAAUAUUGUGUUGAUGUGCGGAAGAGGUGUGUGUUUUGAAGUGUGUUGUGUAGUUUGAAAAGCAAUUUUGAAGUCGUAGUCACCACAAUGCCGGCGUAUCAUUCAGGCUUUACGGAAUUUAGCCAAGUCGUGGGUAAUAUGGCAAUUUUACCUUUUAAAACACAAUUUAGAGGACCAGCGCCUACAUUCACAAAGGAUACAGACAUCAUUGAUGAAGCUCUGUACUACUUCAAAGCAAAUGUAUUUUUUAGGACGUACGAAAUAAAGAAUGAAGCUGAUAGAGUGCUUAUUUACAUUACCUUGUAUAUAACGGAGUGUUUGAAGAAGCUACAAAAAUGUAGUACUAAAGCGCAAGGGAUGCAGGAAAUGUAUGCAUUGGCAAUAUCUAAGUUUGACAUCCCUGGUGAGCCAGGAUUUCCUCUUAAUUCUGUAUAUGCCAAACCUAGCAGUCCUAGUGAGGCAGACCUGAUGAGGCAGUAUAUACAGCAACUUCGUCAAGAGACUGGUGUAAGAGUAUGUGAAAAAGUUUUCUCUAGUGAUGAUGGGAAACCAUCAAAGUGGUGGCUGUGCUUCGCAAAGAAGAAGUUCAUGGACAAGUCCCUUUCUGGUCCUGGGCAGUGAUGAGAGAACAUGAUGAGAUCCAUAUUUGAGGUGCUCCGUGACAGCAAUGCAUUUGAUUAAGUAUGCUUUUUAACUAAUUAUCGUACUCUCCUGUAUCUUACUUCUGUAACGACCUUGUUGCAGAAGUAGUAACAAAAAAAGUACAAUUGCACACACUGUAGCAAGCUUCAGUUUGUUUGGUCAUCAGUUAUUAAAUUUAUGUUGGUAAUUAAAUUUGUUGGUAAACACAGUGUGUGGUGGAACAGAAGUUCUUGUUGCUGCACAUUGAAUACCAUACUUUUGUGGCAUUCAUUUUUAUAUUUUGUGUUGUCACUUGGAUCAUUAGUUUACAUUAUCGUCAUACAACAGUAAAUACCAUAUUAUGCAUUCCUGGCUGUAUGUGUCAAUAUUAUUUUGUAACUAUCAGUUUUCUGUCAGAUCUUAUUCAAAAAUAUUAAUUUGUACAAAAGUGUGCAUCAUAUUGUAUUCUGAAUAAAUUGCUAUUUUAUGACUAAUAGUUAAAAAAAAGUAUAUCAGAUGUGACCGUGAGUUUAAGAUUAUUUAUUUCAAUUUUGCCUUGUAUUCUUUGUUGGGCAUUAGCUAUAGUGCUCUGUGCUGUGAUUUUUUUUUUAUUUUCUAUUUUUUUUUUGUAGCUCUGGAAAAAUGUCAACAUACAUGUAUAUGAUCAUGAAAAUCUAAAAAAGGAAAAAAAAGAUACUUAUUUGAUACCAUUUCAUUUCUCAUUCAGUCUUUUUCAUUUUUGGUUCCAUUUUCAGUUGGCCAUCUUCACAAUAUCUUAUUUUAUAUUAUCCUACUUCGUUUUCCAUCUGAUUAACUCUUCAAGUUAUUUAUAUUGCCUCUGCAUUUUAUCUUACUCCUACCAUUGCCGCCAUUUGUGCAUUAAAUCACUUAUUUGUUUUUAACAUUUUCGUUUUGUAAUCUUCAUUUAAAUGAAAGAUUUUAUAUACUUGUUCCUGAGUUUAUUUGAUGCUAAAUAUUUUAAUCAAAGUAGUGUAGUUUCAUAUUCAUUGCCAGUAUUUAAAUGUACCAUUGAAAGUACAAGGGUGGUUCGAAAAGUUUUGGAAUGGAACAGAAAAAAAGUACUUAUGUCACUGAAACUUUUUUUAUUUUUCAGUUUAGUCUCCUUGUAGAUUAAUGCACUUGGUCCAAUGAUGUUCCAGUGCCUUGAUCCCAUCUCGAAAAUGAGAUUCCUCCAGGCCUGCAAAAUAGUUGCCAACUCCAACUAUCAGUUCUUCGUUCGAAAUAAAUCUUCGUCCACCAAGAAAAAUUUUCAGUUUUGGGAAGAGAUGGAAGUCUGACAGAGCCACAUCAGGUGAAUAAGGCUGGUGUGGCAACAAUUCAUCCCUUAGUUCAUGUAAUUUCGCCAUGGUGAAGGCACGUGUGCAGGCACGCAUUGUCUUGAUGGAAGACGACUUUCUUCCUUUUUAAACAUGGCCUGUUUUGUAUAUCUUUUGUUGAAAUUUGUCCAGGAGGUUAGCAUAGUAUUCUCCACUACUGUUUACCCAGUGGGGAGAUAAUCUACAAACAGAAUCACCAUCGCAUCCCAGGACACUGAUGCCAUGACAUUUCCCACCAAAGGAAUUGUCUUUGCUUUCUUUGAUGGUGGGGAAUAAGUAUGCUUCCACUUGACUGUUGUUUCGUCCCUGGGGUAUAGCGGUGCACCCAAGUUGCCAAUCGGCAUGAAUGUCCUUUGCUUUCAUACCUUUCUUUGUGAAGUACUUAAGUCACUGCUUGAAUCUAAAUUUUUUUUUCCUAUCUUUGCAAAUCACUACACAGGGACAACAACAGAGCCACGUCACCACCACAGCUCUUUUCCAAGAAUGCUGACGUGGCACAUGUUUAGAAACAACAUUCCGAUGAAUAUCAUGUGAACAAGUAGUUGCGCUAUUGCUGACCUCUCAUAGUGAUUCGGAGAACUUUUCAAACCAUCCUCAUAUUUGUGUGGCUGACCUAUCAUCAAGUUUAGUAAGUUGUGUAUUAGUUUGCUGUUUAAAUCUACUUAAUGAUGUAUGCAUCACAUGGAUUUUGGGAUUUGGUUACAGAGUAUCUGUACAGAGUGCCUGAUAAGACUGUGUCCUGUCAUCCCAAAAUAUGUGCAGAGUUCUAGAGUAAGGUUAAUCAUUUGUAAAUUUUUUAUAAAUUUGUGAUAUAUGUUUGAAAAUUUAAGAGUUCUGAGUUAUUAAAGGUGAGUUUCUCAGUCAUA